GCCGGCUGCAUUGUUUUGGUUACGUGCAAAAUGCUGCGUGUGAUUCAAUUUCGUCUUGGCGUUCGUUUAUAUUCUGUGAAAACGGUAAAAAAAGAUGCCACCAAAUAUACAGAUACAAUAAACCUGCCUCGAACGCGCUUUCCAAAUCGCUUGACUGCCGCCAAACGCGAGGAACAGGAGCGACAAAUUCUCAAACAUAAGAUUUCCGCUGCCUACGAGUAUCAGGCGCAGCACAAGUGCAAGCCAACCUUUGUCCUGCAUGAUGGACCGCCCUACGCCAAUGGGCAACUGCACAUGGGUCAUGCCGUCAACAAGAUACUGAAGGAUAUCACACUGCGUCAGCGUGUAGUACAAGGGCAGCAGGUCAAUUACAUACCCGGCUGGGAUUGCCACGGUCUGCCCAUUGAGUUGAAGGCAACAGCGGAUGCAGCGGCUGGCGAGCAGAAUGCAUUGGACAUCCGCCAGAAAUCACGUGCCUUUGCCUUGGAAGCAAUCGAAUUGCAGAAGGAGGAAUUUCGAAGCUGGGGCAUCUUGGCCAACUGGCAGCCGGAGCACAUUUACUUGACCUUCCAGCCAGAGUUCAUUGCCAAUCAGCUUCACCUGUUUUACAAUCUGUAUGAGCGUGGUCUCGUCUAUCGCGAUCUGAAGCCCGUUUACUGGUCACCAUCCUCCAAAACAGCGUUGGCGGAGGCAGAAUUAGAGUAUGAUGCUAACUUUGUUAGUCCCUCGGUUUACCUGCGUUUUGCUCUGAGCGGAUUAAAAGCAUCUGGAGCGACACAGGGCAAAGAAAUCUAUGCGUUGGUGUGGACUACGACCCCUUGGACACUGCCCAGCAAUCAGGCGAUCUGUUACAAUAGCUCGUUGGACUAUGUGCUGAUUAGACUGUCGGAUCGCAACCCAAAUGAGCUUUACCUAAUGGCUUCGGCACUCGUUGACGAUUUUCAGGCUAGCACAGAGAUUUUGUGUGAGAUUGUGGAGAGAUUGGCGGGCAGCGCUUUGGCUGACUGCACAUAUCAGCAUCCCGUAGACAAGGCGCAGACAGCACUGCCAUUCUUUGCUGCUGGCCAUGUGCAGGAUAGCAAGGGCACGGGUCUGGUGCAUACGGCGCCGGCACACGGUCCGGACGAUUUCCUCAUUAGCCUGGCCAAGAAAUUGCCCAUCAAGUGUUACGUUAAUGAGGCGGGCAUUUAUACGGAGGAGGCGCCUGGCUUCUUACGCAACAAGUCUGUGCUGGUCGAGGGCAAUCCACUGGUGCUGCAGCACAUAGCUACGGAUGUGGUGUAUGCCUCGCAGUUCGAGCAUUCCUAUCCCAUUGACUGGCGCACCAAGCAACCGGUCAUAAUUCGUGCCAGCGAACAGUGGUUCAUCGAUACGGAUAAGCUGAAGGCGCCUGCUGCUGCUGCUCUCGAACGGGUGGAGAUCUAUCCGCGUGUCAACGCCGAAUCCAGCAAGAAGGCAUUGCUGACACAGUUGCACAAGCGACCCUAUUGGUGCAUAUCACGACAACGUGCCUGGGGCGUGCCUAUACCGGUGCUCUACAGAAGGGAUAACAAGCAGGUGGUGCUCAAUGCUGCACUGAUUCAACAUCUGUGCGAACUUUUAAGCAACGAAAGAUCCAUGGACUUUUGGUGGUCCAAGCCGUUGGAAGAGCUGCUGCCUGAUGAGCUCCUCAAGCAACUGGGCUGCAAAGCAGAUGAGCUGAUCAAAGGUAGCGAUAUAUUCGAUAUAUGGUUUGAUUCUGGCAGCACUUGGUCCGCAGUGUUGAAGAAGCAACCCAACCAGAUGGCUGAUAUGUAUCUGGAAGGCUAUGACCAGUUCACCGGCUGGUUUCAGUCAUCGCUCCUGACGAGCAUCGCGGCACGAAAUUGUGCGCCCUACAAAGCGCUCUUUGUGCAUGGCUUUACAGUGGACGAGAAGGGGCACAAGAUGUCCAAGUCAGUGGGCAAUGUCAUCUCGCCCAAGCAGAUAACUAAGAAAUACGGCACAGAUGUGCUCCGUUGGUGGGUCGCCUCACACGGCACCCAGCACAUGUCAAUCACCGUCAGUGAUAAACUGCUCCAGCAGGCAGCCGAUAAUCUGAGCAAAGUGCGCGGCACGUUGCGCUACCUAAACGGAGUCAUCAAUCAGAAGGAACAGCAGCAGGAUUUGUCCAUACCAACGGGGAGUAAUAGCUACUUGAAUCAAUAUAUUUUACACAGCCUCUUGGGCUUUGAGGAGGAGAUCGAGAAGCUCUACAACGCCUAUGAGUAUAAUCGGGUUGUGGCGACUAUUCAGAAUUUUAUUGCCAAUCAGAUCUCGGGCAUUUAUGUGCAUUUGAUUAAGGAUCGUCUUUAUUGUGGCGAUGAUCAGCAGUUGCAAUCGAUACGCCACACACUCCGCCACUGCUAUCUGUUGCUCUGCAAGGCACUGUGGCCAAUUGCGCCGUAUUUAAUCGAGGAGAGCUGGAGCUAUUACGAACCCAGUGGCAGCGCCUUUCACGAACAAUCCGUCCAUGCUUCGGAGGAUUGGCGAGAUGCCAAGGUCAGCCGGAUAGUGAAUGCAGCCUUGGAUAUUAAGCGACUUGUUAAUCAGCAGUCUGGAGAUGUCAAUAGCUGGCAUCUCUCCGUAAGCAUUAAAUGCUGCUCCCAACGGCAAUUGGAGUUACUCUGCGCAUUAAAUGGCCAGUUGAAUGUGUCAACAACAAGCUCAGAGCUGUGUGAGAUUCUGCAAGUGGGCAGCGUCAUAUUGCAGCCAGAUGUGGACGCUGCAGCGGAAUCGGCAACGAUAGAUCUACAAACGCUGAAAGUACCACUUUGUCCACGGUGUCGUCGCUACAGCCUCGUCAAGGCGCAGCAAGAGAUCUGCAUGCGCUGCUCGAGCAUUCUCUCAGCCAGGAAAUAGUCAAAUAGCAUUUAAAGUUAAAUGUUUAUAAAAUAAAUGUAAAUUAUACUUGA
Molecule: messenger RNA, 2933 nt
Organism: Drosophila grimshawi
Lineage: Eukaryota; Metazoa; Arthropoda; Insecta; Diptera; Drosophilidae
Gene: IleRS-m
Product: isoleucine--tRNA ligase, mitochondrial
Exons: 6
Coding region: 31-2880 (949 amino acids)
Biological process (GO): isoleucyl-tRNA aminoacylation
Cellular component (GO): cytosol
Molecular function (GO): ATP binding; aminoacyl-tRNA deacylase activity; isoleucine-tRNA ligase activity
Source: RefSeq, a predicted model, not a curated record